Messenger RNA from Drosophila subpulchrella, 2087 nucleotides. RefSeq names its product serine/threonine-protein phosphatase 5 (gene PpD3). Gene Ontology annotation, molecular function: protein binding; protein serine/threonine phosphatase activity. Gene Ontology annotation, cellular component: nucleus; cytosol. Bases 63 to 1625 code for a protein of 520 amino acids. The record is from RefSeq and is a predicted model, not a curated record. The transcript has 8 exons. NCBI's taxonomy places the organism in Eukaryota, Metazoa, Arthropoda, Insecta, Diptera, Drosophilidae.
UGUCUCUCCACCUCUAGCAGCAAGUAAAUAAGUUUAGGAAAAUCAUUUAUUACAACAAGAAAAUGUCUUCGUCCGAGCUGGAAAUACAAAAGGCCGCCGAUGGCCAGCAGGAGCAGCAGGUGCCGGCUGGCGCGGAGAUCGUGGGCGCCAAGGAGCCGGAGGCGGAUACAAAUGCCAGUACUCAGGCGGAACGCGAUUUUGCCGCGGCCGAGCAGUACAAAAAUCAGGGAAAUGAUAUGCUCAAAACCAAGGAGUUCUCCAAAGCCAUCGACAUGUACACCAAAGCCAUAGAACUGCAGCCCAACAGUGCGAUAUAUUACGCCAACCGAUCCCUGGCGCACUUGCGUCAGGAGAGCUUCGGCUUCGCCCUGCAGGAUGGUGUUUCGGCGGUGAAGGCGGAUCCCGCCUACCUUAAGGGCUACUACCGCCGGGCAGCGGCGCACAUGUCCCUGGGGAAGUUUAAGCAGGCCCUCUGCGACUUUGAAUUCGUGGCCAAGUGCCGGCCCAACGAUAAGGACGCCAAGCUGAAGUUCACCGAGUGCAACAAGAUCGUCAAAAUGCGCGCCUUUGAGCGGGCCAUUGCGGUGGAUAAGCCCGAGAAGACGCUCUCCGAGAUGUACAGGGACAUGGAGAACAUAACUAUCGAGGAUGACUACAAGGGACCACAGCUGGAGGACGGUAAGGUGACAUUGAAGUUCAUGAAGGACUUGAUGGAGCAUUACAAGGGACAGAAGCGACUGCACCGAAAGUUUGCCUACAAAAUACUCUGCGAGAUUGAUACGUACAUGCGGGCUCAGCCCUCGCUGGUGGACAUCACUGUGCCGGAUGAAGAGAAGUUCACGAUCUGCGGUGACAUCCACGGUCAAUUCUACGAUCUGAUGAACAUCUUCGAGAUUAAUGGCCUGCCCUCUGAGAAGAAUCCCUAUCUGUUCAAUGGCGAUUUCGUGGACAGGGGCUCCUUCUCCGUGGAAUGCAUAUUCACGUUGUUCGGAUUCAAGUUGCUGUAUCCCAAUCACUUUUUCUUGUCGCGCGGCAACCACGAAAGUAUCAACAUGAACCAAAUGUACGGAUUCACUGGCGAGGUGACAGCCAAGUACACCAGCGCCAUGGCCGACAUAUUUACGCAAGUGUUCAAUUGGCUACCGCUGUGCCACUGCAUCAACCAGAAGAUACUGGUGAUGCACGGAGGGCUCUUCUCCACGGACAACGUGACCCUGGACAAUAUACGGCGCAUUGAGCGCAACUGCCAGCCGCCCGAGGAAGGUCUUAUGUGCGAGCUCCUGUGGUCCGAUCCCCAACAGUGGGCGGGCCGGGGGCCAUCCAAAAGAGGUGUGGGCAUCCAGUUUGGGCCGGACGUUACAGAAACGUUCUGCCAGAACAACAACCUGGACUACAUCAUACGAAGCCACGAGGUGAAGGAUAUGGGCUACGAGGUGGCCCACAACGGCAAAUGCAUAACAGUCUUCUCAGCUCCGAACUAUUGUGAUACUAUGGGCAACAUGGGUGCAUUUAUAACCAUUACGGGUAACAAUUUGAAACCAAAUUACAAAUCAUUCGAGGCUGCGCCACAUCCCGACGUCAAGCCCAUGGCAUAUGCCAACAGCCUUAUGAACUGGCUGGCGUAGUCAGUUUUCAAUUAACUUCAAAAGCUAAACGCAUACUCCCACACACCACAUACAAAUUUACAAACAGCUUGAGAACCCACAACCGCAGAGCAGCCCAGCUUUAAACGAUCAAAGGAGAGUCAAAGGAUUCUGAGAUGCUCAAUAGACUUUAUGCACACUGCGAGCUGCUUCACUACUUAAGUACGAGUAUUGCGAGUCAAUAAAGCGCAGGACGAGAGGACGGCGCGGAAAGGAUAAGGAUCACAAAUAGAGAACAGCAAUCAUUUUAUAAAUUCAGCUAUAUUUGAUACAGAACGAAAUGUUAUAGUGUAUAGUGGCUUUAGAAGUCGGAUGCUAAGUUUUAUCGGUGCCAAGCAUCUGCGGUUCCAAUUGUAAGUGAAAUUGAAAGAAAAUGUUUGUUUAUGCAUAGCAUUUAGUUAUGGCUACCAAAACAUAAUAUACGAGUACAUAUAUAAAAUUCUA